AUGCCGUGCGUUAGAUUUGAAGAUUUUGGAUUAAGGGACGAAAAGAAGGAAAGGACGAAGACUGUGCUUCAAGUAACCUCACUUUUACCCAACGAGCACAAUACUGUUACUGUUUCUGUGUUUGUUGCAUGUGUUACAAGCCUUCGAGACGUCAUGCUUCUAGUUGAGCCUUCAACAGUCAUCAGGGGUGGCACAGCAGCGCUAAUUUGUUCCCGCGAUAUGCAGGGGGCGCCACUGUACUCAGUGAAAUGGUACAGAGGCAACCAUGAGUUCUAUAGGUAUACGCCGAUGGAAGAUCCAGAUACCAGAGUAUUUGGAUUGCCAGGGAUUUAUGUUGAUAUGAACAGAUCGAACGGCACUCAGGUGUUACUUCGAAGACUGGACCUAACAUUGGCUGGAAACUUCAGCUGUGAGGUCACUGCAGAUUCACCGUCCUUCGCGACGCAGAUUGCCACCAAAUUCAUCGAUGUUAUAGCAUACGCUCGCUACAUCAACUCCGUAGCGUCACCAGAUCUUCAGCCGGGGUUGCGGGGUAAGCCCAAUGAGGCACCGCGACCUCUCUCUCGCCUUACCCUGGGCGGGAGAAGACAUCGGAUGAAAAAAAAGCGUUACCAGAUCAUACUACCUGACGCCAAACAGUGCGACGAGACGGUGGAGGGUGGGUACCAGAUUACGGGCAAGUGCAAAAGGCCACCGCAGCCUCGGCUUAGAGCAGAAGAAGAAGAGGGAGGGGAGAGUGGUUUAGGCACGUUGCCGCCCAUCGCUCCUGUGUUAAAAGCAGACAAGGAUCGCUACCAGCCAGGAGAGGUGCUGAAGGCGAACUGCACAUCAUCACCAGCGCGACCAGCCGCCAACCUCACCAUCUACAUCAAUGAGGAGGCUCUCCGAUCUACAGAAACAAGUCUCCAUCCAUCUGAGAGUGGUCUACUCUGGACCAGCGUAAAAGCAGACGUGAAGGUAACUCCGGAGCUGUUCCUCGGUGGCCGGCUUAGAGUGGCCUGCCUCGCCACAGUGUAUGACGUCUACAGGAGCUCAGCAAAUCUGGACUUCUUUACACCUGAUACGGAUCCUCGGCCAGAGAGGAUCACUCUCAACAGUGCAUCAAAGUGCUUUCAAAGCUGGAUCCUGUUAUUCCUCCUCUUCUUGCUGCCUGUAGUGAUGGGUCAAGAUUACUUGGUACCCUUCGUCGAAUACGAAGACUACGAUGAGAAGUAUGAAACCGUGGCGAGGUCAUCCCUACUUGGCGGUUGA
Spodoptera exigua (beet armyworm) is the source of this 1251-nucleotide messenger RNA. The record is from the annotation of a GenBank genome assembly. Lineage: Eukaryota; Metazoa; Arthropoda; Insecta; Lepidoptera; Noctuidae.